AUGACUAACCUUCAUAAGGCAUGGCAUGCUGAAAAAAUCAUAAUCUAUACUGACAUAGAUAUGGAGCCAUUGGCAGUUGAGUAUCCUGAUGCAGGGGGAGUGGCAGAUGGUGGUGUAGGUGGUGAUGGAGGGGGAGUGGCAGAUGGUGUAGGUGGUCAUACAGGUGGUGAUGUAAGUGGUGAUGCAGCAAGGGUUGAAAUAGAAUUGGAUAGUGAUGAUAAUGAAGAUGAUAAGAAUGAUGAUGAGAAUAAUGAUGAGAGUGAUGAUGAAGAAGAUGUUAAGGAUGUUGACAUUGAUGCAAGAGAUGAAGAACAGAAUGUUGAAGGAGAUGAUGAUGAUGAUGAUGAUGAUUGGCUAAAUGAAGGCCUAGAGGGGGAUAACUUUGGUGAUGAUAUAUUUGCUGCUCAAAACUCAGCUCCACAAGACCCUGAGUGGGCUGAGCCAGCCCUUGAGGAUGACCUGGUAAGCAUGGAUGGGUCUGAUGAUGAGCAGGUACCUGAGCAAGUAGAGUUUAAUGCUAAAAGUGACAUGAGAAAUGUUGUACUGAAGAAGGAGAUGAAGUUCCGUAAUGCAAAGGUGUUCAGAGCUGCUUUGAGGGAGUAUGCAAUCAAACAACCUAUUAACAUCAAAUUCAAGCUUAAUGAGAGGACCAAGAUAUCAGUUCACUGCAGGAAUGGGUGUGGGUGGAGAUGUUAUGCAUCUCAAAUAAGUGGAGAGCUAACAUUUCAAAUUAAGACCUUGACUGAUGACUGUACUUGUCCUAAGUCUUUUAAAAACAGCCAAGCAACAUCAGCUUAUGUUGCUAAGAGAUUCAUUGAGGAUUUUAGCAAAAAUCCAAAUUGGGAGGUGAGUGGUGUACACAACCAUGUGAUGCAAAAUUUAUCUGUUGACCUAAGUGUAAACCAAGUGUAUAGGCCAAAGAAAAAGGCAAAGGAUUUGAUAAAUGGAGAUGAGCAACUGCAAUAUGGUGUCCUUAGGGACUAUGCACAAAUGAUAACCACUGUAGACAAGGGGAGUAGGGUUAUACUACAGACAGAAAUGGCUAAGGAGACUUCCCAGCCAAAAUUUAAGAGAAUGCAUGUUAGGUUCAAUACUCAGAAGGUAGGAUUUUUAGGUGGAUGCAGGCCAUUUAUAGGUUUAGAUGGUUGUCACUUAAAGCACAGAUUUGGUGGGCAAAUCUUAUCUGCCACUGCCAAGGAUGCAAAUGACAACAUUUUUCCAGUAGCCAUGGCUGUUGUGGAACAAGAAACCAGGGAGUCUUGGAUAUGGUUUUUGGAAAUUUUUGCUGAUGAUAUAAGGAGGCCAGAGGAGCUUCAGUUGGUCUUUAUUUCUGAUAGGCAAAAGGGGCUUAUACCUGCAAUAGAGACACUAUUCCCUACCGUGGAGCAUAGAUACUAUGUGAAACACAUCUACAACAAUUUCAAAGUUGAUCACAAGGGAUUGGAGCUGAAGGAUGCAUUGUGGAGGUGUGCUGCUGCCACAACAUGGACAAGGUCACACUUCACUCGUAGGGCCUUAACAGAUUGUUUGGUAAAUAAUUUGAGUGAGUCUUUUAAUGCAAUGAUAUUGAAGUCUAGGGACAAGCCUAUCUUGGCAAUAUUGGAGUGGAUUAGGGUUAGACUUAUGACUAGGCUUUACACAAAAAGGGAAGGGAUACAGAAGUAUGCUGGAAAGUUGUGUCCAAGCAUACAAGAUAGGUUGGAGAAAUUGAAGGUUGAAAAUAAGGCAUUUAGUGCUAACCCAACUGGUAGUUUCCUUUAUGAGGUAGGCAGUCAGUAUGAGAGGCAUAUAGUUAAUUUGGUGAAGAAGACAUGUAGCUGUAGGUCUUGGGAUUUAAAUGGCAUUCCCUGCAAACAUGCCAUAACAGCCAUUUAUAUAAACAUUGAGACACUAGAAGACUAUACCCACCCAUGCUACUUCAAAGAAACUUACAUGGAGAUAUACAAGGAGGUACUUCCUCCCAUGCCUGGCCAGUCAAAAUGGGCUGAGACUGGACAGCCUGCUCCCCUGAUACCUCACAUAUACAAACCACCAGGCAGACCACCCAAGCAAAGAAAGAGGGCUUCUGAUGAGCCUAGGAACCCUUACAAAGCAAGUAGACUGAACAGACCUGUAAGAUGUGGGAAAUGUAAAAAGGAAGGGCAUAAUUCAAGAGGGUGCAAGGCUAGCAUCAUUAGGGAGACACCAUGGCAGAGGAGACAGAGACUUCAAAGAGAAAAGGCUCCUUCACAUGCAAAUGGGAGCACUGGUGGUGUGAGGACUAGAGGACAGCUUGCUGCACAAAGGCCACCAAAAAUGAAUCCAGUGGGUGGAAAGAGGAAAGAGUAA
This is a messenger RNA of Quercus robur (English oak), 2328 nucleotides long. RefSeq lists its product as uncharacterized. The transcript is spliced from 5 exons. Bases 1 to 2328 code for a protein of 775 amino acids. Gene Ontology annotation, molecular function: zinc ion binding. The record is from RefSeq and is a predicted model, not a curated record. NCBI's taxonomy places the organism in Eukaryota, Viridiplantae, Streptophyta, Magnoliopsida, Fagales, Fagaceae.